Psilocybe cubensis is the source of this 1290-nucleotide messenger RNA. RefSeq lists its product as uncharacterized. Lineage: Eukaryota; Fungi; Basidiomycota; Agaricomycetes; Agaricales; Agrocybaceae. The coding region runs from base 1 to 1290 and encodes 429 amino acids. The transcript is spliced from 10 exons. The record is from RefSeq and is a predicted model, not a curated record. Gene Ontology annotation, cellular component: extracellular region; cell surface. Gene Ontology annotation, molecular function: beta-glucosidase activity. Gene Ontology annotation, biological process: glucan catabolic process.
AUGGGUUCCAUGCCUCGUCUUUUGAUCUCUUUAUUUGCUUGUCUGGCCUUAGUUCCAGCGAUCCUUGGUGCCUUACAUACUAGCUUCCCUUACGGCGAGGAGAAGAUUCGCGGUGUCAACUUGGGUGGCUGGCUCGUGCUAGAGUCUUUUACCACUCCUUCGCUCUUUGAUCGGACGGGAGAUGUCCGAGUUGUCGAUGAAUAUACCUUUGGAAAAUACAUGCCUAAGCUUCGCGCCGAAGAGCUUCUCAAGGAACACUGGGACACCUUCAUCACCGAGAAGGAUUUCGAAGAUAUUGCUGCUGCAGGUCUCAACCACGUUCGCAUUCCGAUUGGGCAUUGGAUGUUCGAGCGUGGCCCAGACGACCCUUACUACCAAGGCCAGCUCCCUUAUCUCCUCAAGGCCGUUGAAUGGGCUAGGAAAUACGGUAUCCACAUCAUUGUGGCCUUGUAUGGUCUGCACAGAUUCAUCAACUCUGGUCAUUUCCGUGAUGCCGCGUAUUGGCACAAGAACGGGACCAACGUCGACCGUACUCUCAACGUGAUGAAAACUUUGACCGCGAUGUUCGAGGACCAGACUGACGUCGUCUCCAUCAUUCAAGUUAUGAACGAAGCUGCUGGUUUCCGCAAAGCAAUUCUCAAUCCCGAACUUCUUGAGGUUCUCAAAAAGUACUACUAUGAUAGUUACAACUUCAUUCGUAACCCUCUCGGCGGAAAGAAGAAGAGCAACCUGAUCGUCAUGCUUCACGAUGCCUUCCAACACUUGAGCUACUGGAACAACUUCAUGCCCAACAAUACCUACGAAGGUGUUAUGAUGGAUACCCACAUUUAUCAGAUGUUUAAUGAUCACGACGCCCAUAUGACCUACGACGAGCACAUCCAACGCGCCUGCGCCAAUGCCACUAUCAUGUCCAAGUCUCCAAUGAUGACCAUCAUCGGUGAAUGGACUUCCACCAACAAUGACUGCGGUCCCCAUCUCCUCGGACGUUUCGUCGGCCAACGCUAUGAUGGCACCCUUCCCGGAACCAACCGCGUCGGCAGCUGCAUUGGCAGGACUGGCAAGGCCUCCACCUUCAGCGACGACUACAAGGAGUUCAUGAGGAAGUACUGGGAAGCCCAAACUCAGUCUUACGAGAAGGGUGGAGAGGGUUGGAUCAUGUGGACCUGGAAGAUGGAGAAUGCGGACGAGUGGUCGUACAAGGCUGGAUUGGAGAACGGUUGGAUUCCUCAGGACCCUACCGACUACAAGUACCCCAACGUUUGUGUCAGGGUCAUCAAAGUCUUGUUCUGA